AUGGUCAAGCUCGAGGCUCUCCUCGUGCUUGGAAGCCAGCUGGCUACCCUAGUUGUAGCUGCAAACUGGUACACUGUCGAGUGGGAUGCACCUCAGUUCACUGCCAUGGAAGGUGACCUGAUCGUACCCAAUCUCCCUCCUUCAGGUGGUACCCCGUAUGUGUGGCCGGGACUUCAAAGUGGAAAUGGUGUUCUCCAGGCAGUUCUGGAUGGGAGAAAUAAUCAUUGGUGGAUUGGGGAUGGUUUCUAUGGAACACCGAGUUUACCAUGGGGCUCCGGUUUUAGUGUUUCGACUGGGCAAACAGUCCACUUCAGUUUCAAGUUGGGGAGUAAUAACAUGUGGACCUGUACCCUCAGCGGACCCAAUACGGCGACGACUACUUUGAAUAUUCCAAAUAAUACCAUGAACAGAGCUAUUCUCGCUGUUGAACUCACAAAUGUGCCUUUCACGUUUGGUCCGAUCAUCUAUCGGAACCUCAAGAUUACAGCAACGACCGCAGCAAGUGGGUGGUGUUCCCGAACUGUGUCUUUGGGAUAUAGCAAGGGGCAGUAUACGGUAAGCGGUGCAAGUGCGAACGGGAACACGUGCAACGUCAGCCAAGUGACUAUGCCUAGUCAUUCAUAA
Molecule: messenger RNA, 624 nt
Organism: Serendipita indica DSM 11827
Lineage: Eukaryota; Fungi; Basidiomycota; Agaricomycetes; Sebacinales; Serendipitaceae
Source: the annotation of a GenBank genome assembly